Venturia canescens is the source of this 2283-nucleotide messenger RNA. RefSeq names its product insulin-like growth factor-binding protein complex acid labile subunit. Bases 609 to 2093 code for a protein of 494 amino acids. The transcript has a single exon. NCBI's taxonomy places the organism in Eukaryota, Metazoa, Arthropoda, Insecta, Hymenoptera, Ichneumonidae. Gene Ontology annotation, molecular function: protein binding. The record is from RefSeq and is a predicted model, not a curated record.
UCACCACUGAAAAUAAUUGAAAUGCUCUAAAUUCUACUGAAUCGCCACGAAUACAUUUCAUUUAAUCAAAUAAAUCAUUCAGAAUAUUUUCGUUACGUAUUCACAGUGCAGCAUUCAAAGCACAGUGCGGCCUGUUCAUCGAGCGAUACCAUAUCAUAUAAUGUUUCGGAAACAUUAUGCUAUUAAAAAAACAAAAGUUUUUUGUCUCGUCAAGACGGGGACAAAGGAUUUGAGUGUAUCAUCAUUCGGGAUCGCUUUCAUCCUCUUCUUAGUAAAUACACACAUAGAAGAGACGAAUAUCUGAGGAGCAUUGAUUUCUGUUUAGUCUGCGAGAUUCAGUGAAUGUUGAUAUAGUCACCAGCUUUAUAUCGAAGGGUUGGCGUUAUCAUUGAGAUACGACAGAAAUGGCUGAGACUCCUCUGUCGAAUCCUUCGUCUCUUCAGUCGAGCAUUUGAAACGAUCCGAUCAACACGCAUUCGUCCGUAUCGCAAUUCGAUUUUAAAUAAGUUCCGGCGCAAAACCGAAGAAAACAGCAUCGAAAGUGAAGUUCGAGAAUAAAGUUUUGGUGGCGAUACCACGCUCCUGUUGACACUGGGUAAAAAAGGAUAAUGGAAAAUACACGGUGCGCGUUAUUUUUCGCGAUUCUCGGUUUGACUUCGGCUCUCAGUUCAAUAACGUUUCCAUUUUGCGAAAAUCUCAAAGAGCAUGAAAUGAACCUGAAUUUUUCAAAUAUCGGGAUAACGCGAUUGAAACAAUCUUUUGUUUCAAACGAUUUCAUCAAGUGCCUCAGUCUCAAUUCGAAUGGAUUAUCGACGAUUGAGAGUGACGCGUUCGAAGGACUUCCGAACCUGGAGGCUCUUGACUUAUCCGAUAACUCAUUAGACUUGAAAAAAUUUCUGCAAAGUGGCGAGUUUACGAACUUCACGACUCUCAUAUUGGACAGCGCUUUUAAGAAGCCCGAAGAAUUCGGCGAUCCUUAUGAAGAUUACCGAGACUCAACCGGAUACGGCGAUUUUUAUAAACUUUACCGAGACUUAGCCGGACCCACGCAAUGGGACUUAGCGACCGGCUUUUUUCCGAAGUUGCAGAAACUCUCGUUCAGCAAUUAUGGUACGCUGGAUGUACAAGAUUGGUUAGAAAAUUUCGAGAUGGUGACGAAUCUGACACAUCUUCGAUUGAACGCAAACUUAUUGAUAAAUUCCGAGCGUUUCCCGACGAAGCUUCUACAAAAUUUAACUCACUUUUGGCUUGAUGAUAACUCGAUGAAAACUUUUGUGGGUCAGGACAGUCCCAAAGUUCGUUAUCUCUCUAUGAAUAAGAAUGAAAUUAAAAAUAUAUGCUCCUUUUCCUGCAACAAUAUCUCGUACAACGAUCAACUGUCACUGCAUUCAAUGACGGAACUUGAGUACCUUUCAUUGGUAGACAACAAGAUUAAAUCCGUGGACUUCGAUGCAUUUUCCAACUCAGUGAAUUUGAGGACGCUCAAUCUUGCCAAAAAUUGUAUUGAAGCAUUUCCACGAGAAACUUUCAAGAAUGCGAUAUCUUUGGAAAGUCUUCGCCUCGACUAUAAUCGGCUCGAACUCGUACCCGAUCUAUGUGGCCUCAUAAAUCUUCGCGAAUUGUGGAUUAUUGGGAACCGCAUCAAGACCGUCGAUGAAACAUCGUUUUGUCAUCUACCAAAGCUCAGUGUUAUCAGCCUCCAGAAUAAUCAACUGACCAUCGUGGCGCCCCAGAGUUUUGGAAAUUUACCGAAGUUACAGACACUCGAUAUGUCGGUAAAUUCUCUCGCUCAACUGUCACCCGGUUGGUCCGGUCCAGGUAGUCAAAUUCUGAAUCUCAAUCUGACACAAAAUAAAUUCCAAAACAUCUCGGAUAUGCCGCUUGAACAACUUGAUCACUUGCAAAUUUUGACUAUUGAACGAAAUCCUAUUAAAACUCUCACUAUCAGAUCGUUGAGUAAUCUGCCUCCGAACACAACCAUCGCCUUCGAUUGUAGUUGCGAAAAUAAUGAUCUUGAAACUUCAACACAUCCAAUACAAUAUCCAUCCGGUACAAUUCAUUACAAUCCUAAUCUCGGAAUUUUUUAUGAUUAAUUCGGCAUUAUUAAAAUAUUUUUAAGAAUUCAUGUCGAGACUGUACAAUGAAGAUACGAAAAAAUUUCAACGCCGAAUACUUUCUACAAUGUUGGAAUUGAUGUCAUUAUUCAAUUCCUGGUACUUUACACAUCGAUGUAUAAUCACUGAAUAUCAAAUGUAUGUAAUGGAAUAAAUUUUUUUACUGAGA